CGCAUGCGGUUCCCUCGAAGGGUAAAAGGGGGGGUUUUUAUAUAUAUUAUUUAUUAAGGUUUUUUUUUGGUUACAUUUUUUUUUCUUUCCUACCUUUUUUUUUUACUAAUGUAGUAGUUUCCGCUGUCUUCAUAUGUCGAGCUGUUCGAUUAGACUUGCCCUGUCUUAUCUACCUACCUACCUACCUACCUACCUACCUACCUACCUACCUACCUACCUACUUUUGCUUUUAAUUCUGGAAUACAGAAGAAGAAGAACACGGAAGAAGAAGAAGAGGAGGAGGAUAUGUAUAUGUAUAGAUAGAUAGUGAAUGGGAUGAAGAAUGUUAAGAUUGUUUCACA
Molecule: messenger RNA, 341 nt
Organism: Pseudovirgaria hyperparasitica
Lineage: Eukaryota; Fungi; Ascomycota; Dothideomycetes; Acrospermales; Acrospermaceae
Exons: 1
Coding region: 134-307 (57 amino acids)
Source: RefSeq, a predicted model, not a curated record